Oryza brachyantha (malo sina) is the source of this 750-nucleotide messenger RNA. RefSeq names its product histone H3.2. Lineage: Eukaryota; Viridiplantae; Streptophyta; Magnoliopsida; Poales; Poaceae. Gene Ontology annotation, molecular function: protein heterodimerization activity; DNA binding; structural constituent of chromatin. The record is from RefSeq and is a predicted model, not a curated record. The transcript has a single exon. Gene Ontology annotation, cellular component: nucleosome. The coding region runs from base 114 to 524 and encodes 136 amino acids.
AUCCUCCGCUCAAAUUUCAUCCAAACUCGCCUCGAAUCCGCCCCGAAUCGAAGCCUAGCCUCGCCUCGGAACGCUCCGGCUCCGGCGAGAGAGAGAGAGAGAGAGAGAGAGAGAUGGCCCGCACGAAGCAGACGGCGCGCAAGUCGACGGGCGGGAAGGCGCCGAGGAAGCAGCUGGCGACCAAGGCGGCGCGCAAGUCGGCGCCAGCGACGGGAGGGGUGAAGAAGCCGCACCGCUUCAGGCCGGGCACCGUCGCGCUCAGGGAGAUCCGCAAGUACCAGAAGAGCACGGAGCUGCUCAUCCGCAAGCUCCCCUUCCAGCGCCUCGUCCGGGAGAUCGCGCAGGACUUCAAGACCGACCUCCGCUUCCAGAGCUCCGCCGUGGCGGCGCUGCAGGAGGCCGCCGAGGCCUACCUCGUCGGUCUCUUCGAGGACACCAACCUCUGCGCCAUCCACGCGAAGCGCGUCACCAUCAUGCCCAAGGACAUCCAGCUCGCGCGCCGCAUCAGGGGCGAGAGGGCCUAAGGCUUGCCCGCCUCCGGUGCCGCCGCCUCCUCUUCGAUCCGGGUGCCGCUUCUUCUGUGUUCUUAGCAGCUGUCACGCUUUCAGAUUUGAGUACGUAGAUUAGGAGAUGUGUGUUCGUCGUCGGGUUAGAUGGGCAACCUGGCGUUUGUGUUGUCUUCUGAUGCUGUAAUCAUGGUGGUCUGCUAAUCUUAAUGGAAAUGCUGUCGUCCCGAUUGGUAUUUCUAAA